UCGUCCUUCCAGGGUGCUCCUUCGUUUUAUCUAUUGCCUGAAACUCGCCCAUUCCUCAACAUCGACAUCCAGUCACAGUGUAAUCCUCACUUAGAGGUUACUGCAUUCUUCUUUUUUUCGUACGCAUUGUACUCCUGACUCUCGUUGAAAAAGAACCCUUUGUUUCGCUUCUUUCGCUGCAUCUCCUGCAUCCUCCGGCGGAACCGAUCCCAACCACGACGCAAACUGCAACUAAUUGACUUUGAUAUACGACCGGUUUCUCUACCUUUACGUCGCCCCUUAAUCGAUCGGAUCGACCUUUCGUUUAAACUUCCGCGGCGAGUCGACGCCAAAAACCUUAAAGAUGGGCUUCACCAAGGCAGCCGUCGCUGCCUCUCUCCUGCUGCUCGGCCAACAGGCUGCGGCUCUGGACCCGAUUGUUAUGAAGGGAACCAAGUUCUUCUACGAGAACGGCACCCAGUUCUUCAUCAAGGGCGUAGCGUACCAACAAGAUAGCGCCGCUGGAGGUGCCUCGACUAAUAGCACCAAAUUCGUCGACCCUCUUGCCGAUGCGGCGAAGUGCAAGCGUGACGUCAAGCUCCUGGCAGAUCUCGGCACCAAUGCGAUCCGCACAUAUGCCAUCGACCCUACUGCCGACCACAAGGCGUGCAUGCAAAUGUUGGAUGCUGCCGGUAUCUAUGUCAUCAGCGACCUGAGCGAGCCGUCUCUCUCCAUCAACCGCGACUCUCCUGCAUGGGACACGGCCCUGUUCGAUCGUUACAAGGCUGUCGUGGACGAGUUGAGCCAAUACGAGAACGUCAUUGGCUUCUUUGCUGGCAACGAAGUCUCAAACAACAACAGCAACACCGAUGCCUCGGCCUAUGUAAAGGCCGCUGUUCGUGACACUAAGCAGUACAUCAAAUCCAAGGGCGGCCGGUGGUUGGGCGUCGGAUAUGCCGCCAACGACGAUCCCUUUAUCCGCAGCGAGAUCGCUCAUUACUUCAACUGUGGAAGCCAGGACGAGGCAAUUGACUUCUGGGGUUACAACAUCUACGAGUGGUGCGGCCACAGCACCUUCCAGAAGUCUGGUUAUGAGGAACAGGUUGACUUCUUCAAGAACUACUCCGUUCCCGUCUUCUUUGCCGAGUAUGGCUGCAACACCCAAGGUGGUGCCGAGGGCCGCAUCUGGGAAGAGACUACUGCUCUCUACUCGUCCGACAUGACUGGCGUCAUCUCUGGUGGUAUUGUUUACAUGUACUUCCAGGAGGAGAACGACUAUGGCCUCGUCAAGAUUAACGGCAACGCGGCCACCCCCAUGAAGAACUACAACGCCCUCAAGACUAAGCUUGCCUCGGUCAGCCCCUCCUCCACCGCCAGUUCGGCCUACACGCCGACCAACUCCCCCGCCGCUUGCCCGGCCUUGACCGAGAACUGGGUUGCGUCCAACAACCUCCCGCCGACGCCCGACUCGACUUUGUGCGACUGCAUGUUCAGCUCCCUGUCGUGCGUUCCCGAAUCUGGCCUGGACGAGGAGGACUACGGCGCCAUCUUCGACUACAUCUGCGACGCCGAUAAGUCGGCGUGCGUAGGCAUCAGCGGCAACGUGACGUCGGGCGUCUUCGGCGCCUACUCCAUGUGCGGCGCCAAGGAGAAGCUGGGGUACGUGCUUGACGCGUACUACAAGAACCAGAACAGGGCUUCCACCGCGUGCGACUUCAAGGGCCAGGCCGUUAUCACCAAGGCCGCCUCGCCCCAGGGCACGUGCUCGAAGGCGCUGUCCUCGGCCAGCGCGGUCAACAGUCAGGCUGCCACGGCCACCGCCCCGAGCGGCGGCUCCGCCAAGAGCAGCAACAUCGCCGCCCCGAUCCCGAUGAAGAACGCGUUCACCAUCGGCGAGCUUGCCGUGGGCCUGUACGUGAUCGUCGCUAUGGGUGUCGGCGCGGGUAUGGUGCUGCUGUAAGGAAAGGUGGGGGAUGUAUACAUGUCUGUGGAAACCUGGGGAACUGGACCACAAAUAUCAGAGCGCUCUUUUUCUUAUUUAUUGUUUCUCGUCUAGUUGCGCAUCUAGAUGCCAGAUAUAUCCUGUCUGGCUGUACAUGUAGGAUAUAGUCUUGGUAGACAGAUGCGAAGUUCAUAAUUUCGGGAUACCAAGUACUCUACUAUGUAAUAUCCGGUAUUGAUUUUGUUUCUUGACUUGAAUCACGGUGCAAUAGGUGCCGAUGCUGUGCUAUGAUGCUUCUGUCGAUGGGUACCCUUAGACGAGGGCCCUGCCCCGGACCGUUGAACUCUGUUUCUGCUUGCAUAUUACAUUGGAGUACCCUGAGGGGAUGCUCCAGAAGACUAGAAAUGGAAUAUGGAAGCUUCUGUCUAGCAUGGCCGACUUGCGUGUCGCCUCAAAC
Messenger RNA from Phialemonium atrogriseum, 2378 nucleotides. Its product is annotated as Glucanosyltransferase-domain-containing protein. NCBI's taxonomy places the organism in Eukaryota, Fungi, Ascomycota, Sordariomycetes, Cephalothecales, Cephalothecaceae. The coding region runs from base 344 to 1939 and encodes 531 amino acids. Gene Ontology annotation, molecular function: 1,3-beta-glucanosyltransferase activity. Gene Ontology annotation, biological process: fungal-type cell wall (1->3)-beta-D-glucan biosynthetic process; fungal-type cell wall organization. The record is from RefSeq and is a predicted model, not a curated record. Gene Ontology annotation, cellular component: plasma membrane. The transcript is spliced from 3 exons.